AUGACCCAAACUGUCCUCGUCACCGGUGCUUCAGGCUUCAUUGCCGCACACGUCGUCGAGGCUUUCCUGCGAAAGGGCUACAAUGUUCGCGGAACCGUGCGCUCAGACAAGACUGCAGCCGAAGUUCUCAAGACGCACGCAAAGUACUCUGAGCAGAUCAGCGUUGCCAUUGUUCCCGACAUUGCUGCUCCCAAUGCCUUUGACGAGGCAGUCAAAGGGGUCGAUGGCAUCAUUCACACGGCCUCUCCCUUCAUCCUGAAUGCCGUCGAUUUCGAGACGGAGCUUUUGCAGCCUGCCAUCAACGGCACAACCUCUAUCCUAGAGGCCACCCAAAAGUACAACUCGGCAGUCUCUAGAGUUGUUGUUACCUCCUCCUUUGCCUCAGUCUUGGACCCAAUGCAAGGCCAGCGCCCUGGAUAUGUUUAUACCGAGGCCGAUUGGAGCCCCGUCACUGUUGAGCAGGCCAACAGCAGCCCCGUGAUGGCAUAUCUCGCCUCAAAGACAUUCGCUGAGCGCGCUGCAUUCGAUUACGUUGAGGAGAAGAAGCCCAACUUCACGGUGGCAACCCUCUGCCCUCCGAUGGUGUACGGACCGGUCGCUCACGCUGUCAGCGGCGUUAAUGCGCUCAACACCUCUGCAGGGGACAUCUACAGACUCAUCAACGGCUCAGAGAAGGCGGUUCCCGAUACUUCUUUCUGGGCAUUCGCCGAUGUCCGCGAUCUUGCUGAAGCCCAUGUUUUGGCCUACGAAAAGCCAGAGGCCGCUGGACAGCGUUACCUGAUUGCCAACUCCGCAUACAACUACCAGCAGAUUUGCGACAUCAUCAGGGAAAAGUUCCCGGAGCUGCACGACCUGACGCCCAAGGGCGACACUGGCGCUCCCCUUCCUCCCAUCUACAAGCUCGAUACUACCAAGGCUGCUACUGAGCUGGGCAUCAAGUUCCGGCCACUGAAGGAGACUAUUGUGGACAUGGUCGACAGCUUGUUGGCGCUACAGAAGUAGGGAGAAGGACUUAUUUUUAGAACUUAGACAUUUUU
Molecule: messenger RNA, 1037 nt
Organism: Trichoderma asperellum CBS 433.97
Lineage: Eukaryota; Fungi; Ascomycota; Sordariomycetes; Hypocreales; Hypocreaceae
Molecular function (GO): oxidoreductase activity, acting on the CH-OH group of donors, NAD or NADP as acceptor
Source: RefSeq, a predicted model, not a curated record